Molecule: messenger RNA, 2889 nt
Organism: Heterobilharzia americana
Lineage: Eukaryota; Metazoa; Platyhelminthes; Trematoda; Strigeidida; Schistosomatidae
Source: the annotation of a GenBank genome assembly
AUGUGGUCCGCGUUUAAAAACUUGUGUAACAUUGGUGAGUUUGUAGAGCCUGCCUCCGUUUUUCAAUGCCCCGAUGGAUUGAACCUUAUUACACCCACAUACGCAGUUGUUUUAGACAAUCUACAUUCUGGUCUUGAUGAAACUGAUACAGCCGCUCGAGAAAAUGUGAAUCCCCAACUCUCUGAGUCUGCGCCAAAUCAAGCUAUGUUAUCAUCUAAUCAUUAUGAAAGCACUGCCCAAGAAGCAUAUCACAUUGAUGUGGAGCACCUGCGCAAUAUUCAACGUAGCUUCGUCUCCUUUUGCUCUAAAAGCCUCAUGGAUGAUUUGGGACCUUCUGUAAAGUCUGUGGACGUUAUCACCCCGGAUGUGAUUAUACCUUCUGCUUUGUCACCGAAAGCGCCAAAGGCUAUUGACCGUCUUACUCGAAGGUUUACGCAACAUACUAAUUCUCAGGCCUUAGAUGCGAAUGGAAUUCCUCGCUUUGGUGUGCUUUCUUUUUUUCCACAAAGCCCAAUGUUUGCUUGUGUUCCUGUGUUUUCAAGGCUUUCUGGAAAUCAGUCAGCUUCUCCAGAAUCAAUUCUUUCCAACUCUAUUCGAUUAGCUGCAAAUCAUCAGUGUUUACCAGUGUGGCAGUUGGCGCUCAGUCAGAUUGAUGAUGGUCAGAAUGAUAUAAGUUGUUUUCAAAUACCUCGUCAACGAAAUCGUACUUUAAGUAGUAAUAGUACAACUGCUGGAGUCAAAAAAGAUCACCAUAGUAAUGAAUCAGAAAGUAAUCAAAAUAUUACAGAUACAGCCAAGGCACUUAACGCUUCAGAAAAACCUGAUACACAUUCUGGUACUGGUCGUCAGUCAGUUGCUUCACCAGCCAGUGCACUCCGUCAUCUAGUUUCUACUACAACCCCAAAUCUUGAAUCUAGUGUUAACUUGUCUACCAAUCCAUUGGUCAAUACACCUAGUUCUCGUCUUGAACCACCUCUUCUACGUAGUGCCGCUCAACGUAGCGUAUAUCCUUCACCUAACAUUCGGCAUAUCCGUGAUUCUCCGUUGGUACUCAGAUCGAAUCUACAAUACUUCAAUCCCGCUUCACAGAGUCCCGGUAUGUUAACUUCUUCUUCAACACCAAGGCCACUUUCAAGUCAACAAACGUCUACAGGAUGUCGAGCUGUUGAGAAUACCAUUCCUACUGACCUUGCUACUAGUGGAGGUCCCCGGACAAGGUCUCAGGUGGCGGCAGCAGCAGCUGUAGCAAGAGCUUCUGGCAUUCAACGCAGAUCGAAUAGGUUUUUGAGGAGCCGAGGUCAUAACCGGAAGUUAGAUUCUAAACUUUUACCAUCAGAAUCCAUGGAAAAUUCUGUUAGCCUACAACCUAAAGUAAAUUGUCCCAACUCGUGUCCUAUCUCUAAUUCCCCUAAAACGAUGCAUUCUUCUGUCAUUGAAGAUGUACCAGCUUUCGGAUAUAGUAAUCACUACAAAGUACCUUUAUCAGUUGAAGCUGCAUAUGAGAAAGAUGAUCCUCGUACACAGUCGUUACAGCAGUAUCUAAGUUUGUUAAGUCAACUGGGUAAGGCUUAUCAGAUGUUGGUAAGACAUCAGUGGCGUUCAGCGACCCGUCUACUUUUAAAACUUCCAAGCUCCCAACUUCAUACUGGUCGAGUUUUAGCAUGGGCAGCUCGUGCACAUAUGGAUAAUGCAGAUUACCAGACAGCUCACAAAUUAUUCAAUGAAGCGCGUCGUUUAGAACCAUGGCAGCUUUGUGGAAUGGAUUUCUACUCAACAGUAUUAUGGCAAAUUCAAGCUGAUCAAGAACUUUCACAAUUAGCUCACGACCUAUUGGAACUUGAUCGUAAUGCUCCUGAACCUUGGUGCGUAGCAGGUAAUUGCUUCUCUUUACAAGGUGAACAUGAAACUGCUAUUAAAUUCUUUCGUCGAGCACUGCAGAUUUCACCUACAAGUGUUUAUGCUUGGACACUUUUAGGACAUGAACAAUCAACUUUAGAAGAAUUCGAUAGAGCAUUAGCUGCAUUUCAGUAUGCUUUAAGAAUUGAUCCAAGACAUUAUAAUGCUUUAUUCGGUAUUAGUAAUGUUUAUUAUAAACAAGAGAAAUUUGAUUUAUCUGAAAUUUAUUUAAUUCGUGCUGUUGCACUCUUUCCACAAUCACAUAUAUUAUUAACAAAUCUUGCUGCUUUACGCAGUCGAUUAGGUCGAUUAGAUGAUGGUUAUGGAAGUGCUAUGGAUUUAAUUAAUAGAGCAUGUAAAAUUCAAUCAAAUAAUCCAUUGGCUAGAUAUCAUAAAGCUUCUAUUCUAUAUCAUCUUGGACGUUAUUCAGAAGUUUUAUCAGAACUUCAAAAGUUGCUUGUUCUAACACCACGUGAAGCUAUGGUCUAUUUAAUGAUUGGACAUACAUAUAAAAAACUUGGUAAUACACCACAAGCAAUGAUUCAUUAUUCUUGGGCAAUGGAAUUGGAUCCAAAAGGUGCUAAUACUCAUCUAAGAGAUAUCAUGACAAAUCCACCGAUUUCAGCACGUACUUCAAGUCGACAAGGUACUUCUGAACCUGUAAGUGGAGGUGGUGUUGGUCAAAGUAUAAAUCAUCCAAUCAGAUCACAUCUUAGUUCAUUUCAAUCUGGUAUAAGUAUUAACUUUGAUGAAGAUGAUGAAAGUGAAGUGAUGGAGAGAAUUUCUGGGACAGAUGAAGAAAUGAUGAAUAGUUUACUACAUCCACCACAGAGUACAACACGUUCUAGUCUAAUUCAUCGGUUAACUGAUUUCUCUUUGUUAUAUGAAACAACAGAAGGUUAUGAACAAGAUCCUGUAAUGUCAGAUGCCGAUGAAGAACAUUAUGAUACUAUGGAUUUAAGCAAUGGAGUGGAUAAUAGAACGGAUGAUUGA